ACCAACACAACAACUCCUUACCCAUGCACAUCCAAUAUUUCUCUAACCCCCACAAGACACAAGCCAAUCUCAUGGAAAGAUCCACAAAAUUUUCAUAUCUAUCAAUACUAUGUCUUGUUACAGCACUGUUGACGAUCUUGACUGUACCUGUUAACGGCCAGUCGAGCACGUUAUGCACUGGACCUAUGCUCCGCAGCUUCGGCUCCUGCAUAAAUUUUCUUUCAAGUGGGUCAAAUGCAUCUUCACCAACUUCAGCUUGCUGCAGUUCUUUAAGAGACCUCAUGAGCAAUGGGCAAGAUUGCUUGUGCCUUAUUGUCACUGGAGGCGUCCCGUUCCAAGUCCCCAUUAAUCGGACCUUGGCAAUCUCUCUUCCUCGUGCUUGUAGGAUGUCGGGUGUGCCCAUUGAGUGCAAAGCCACUGCAAGCCCAGUUCCAGCUCCAGAUUCAGGAACUCCAGGCCAGGGUGGACCACUAUAUCCUGGAUUAUCUCCUCCAAGUCCUACAGUUCCAUUUACUCCCCAGCCCUUCACACCGCCGUCGUUGGGACCAGGAGGCCGCAUGACGCCGCCUCUGGCACCGGAAGGGGACUUAGUUCCGACUCUGACGCCGCCCGGAAUGCGGCCAACUUUGACUCCGUCGGCGGCGCAGCCGUCUCUUAGUGCUUUGCCAUCUCUUCUUGUAGCAGUAGUGUUUGGAGUCAUUCUGGUGAAGUGGCAUUGAUAUGUAGGGGUUGUUGUGUUUCCAUGUUUUGUGCACAAUUGUUUUUUGGGAUAAUUCAGUCACAUUUUUUAUUCAUUUGAUGGUGUACAAAAUUAGUGUCAUGAGUUUAUGGAAAAUAAUAUUUGCUUUGUUGGUUUUAUUUUUAAUUUUUAUUUCAAGAUAGUAGAGAAAGAUAAAGAUAUGUAUAUGUAUUUUUGGGGAAAUUUUAAUGUGU
Messenger RNA from Sesamum indicum (sesame), 933 nucleotides. RefSeq names its product non-specific lipid transfer protein GPI-anchored 16. NCBI's taxonomy places the organism in Eukaryota, Viridiplantae, Streptophyta, Magnoliopsida, Lamiales, Pedaliaceae. The record is from RefSeq and is a predicted model, not a curated record.